This is a messenger RNA of Lolium perenne, 666 nucleotides long. The record is from RefSeq and is a predicted model, not a curated record. NCBI's taxonomy places the organism in Eukaryota, Viridiplantae, Streptophyta, Magnoliopsida, Poales, Poaceae.
AUGGCUCACAGAGGAGCUCGGGUGAUGUUGCAAUCCGGCGAUUUAGGCAGUAAUUCGGGGCGUGCAGGUGGGGGAAAGGCUCCUGGCGACGCGGGUGACCAAAUGGAGGCGGCGCCGCCGGCUAUUGGCCGCCGGAGCACGGCCGGCGGCGAUGUAACGCGGCGGCCGGGGCAGGUGCUGUGGCGCGGCGGCGCUAGAAGGCGAGGGGGAGCAGGGCGAGGGCACGGGGAGGACCGCCUGCUCACCGUGAGCACGGGAAGCUUGGCGGCGAGGUCGGAGGAGCUCGGAAUCGGCGGCGAGCGGUGGUUGCCGGAGACGGGAACGAGGCUCGAUUCCGGCGACUCGGGGCUCUCCGGCGGUAGCCGUGUGGUGGAGGAGGUGGACGGCGUCGAGGCGGAGCCAUUGGUGGUGGCGGCUGGGCGCGGGGAUGCCGGGAACGGCGGCGACGGUGAGCGGCCGGCGCGGCUAGGGUUUGGCCAUGUCUCACAGAGAGAGAGAGAGGAAGGAGGGCGCCAGGGGAAAAGUGAGGACGGGAGGAAGAGAAGGGAGGACGGGGCGUCCUCAUCCUCUCGCCAGGAUAAGCAGGAGGUGGCCGGCGAGCCACCUCGAGCUGCCAGGCAGGGAAGCAUUAAGGAAAUUUUAGGGUGUUUUGACACAGAAUUUUGA